Messenger RNA from Rhinopithecus roxellana (golden snub-nosed monkey), 10086 nucleotides. It is a transcript of the gene NBEAL1, whose product is annotated as neurobeachin like 1. The record is from RefSeq and is a predicted model, not a curated record. Gene Ontology annotation, molecular function: protein kinase binding. Gene Ontology annotation, cellular component: cytosol; membrane. Lineage: Eukaryota; Metazoa; Chordata; Mammalia; Primates; Cercopithecidae. The transcript has 56 exons. Gene Ontology annotation, biological process: intracellular protein localization. The coding region runs from base 337 to 8508 and encodes 2723 amino acids.
GCCCGCCUGCCUGGCUGCGGGGUGACCCGGGGCUUCGCCUUAGGAAGGGGGAGAGGGAAGCAGUUAGACGGCGGCGGGGCGGCGGCUGCGGCGCGGCACCCAAUAUUUAUUUAAUUGCCCAACUACCACCGAUGAAGAUAUGUUGGAGUGACUGCUGAGAUUGCCUUUUUGUUUUUAACCAGAGGACAGUUCAUUUGUUUCACUUCUUUUUGCUUUCUUUACUGCUAUGAGCUUUACUGUAACGGCCGAAAAACUUGGAAAAUAAAAUGAACAUGCUGUAGUCUUGAACAUAAUUUUUUAAAGGAAAACUUAAAAGUGCCAGAGUGAAAAGCCAGAAUGGCAUCCAGAGAGAGGCUCUUUGAACUUUGGAUGCUUUAUUGUACAAAGAAAGAUCCAGAUUACCUGAAGCUAUGGUUGGACACUUUUGUUUCUAGCUAUGAACAAUUUUUAGACGUUGACUUUGAAAAGCUGCCUACCAGGGUAGAUGAUAUGCCUCCAGGAAUAUCGCUGCUUCCUGAUAAUAUUCUGCAGGUUCUGAGGAUCCAGCUGCUACAGUGUGUUCAGAAAAUGGCAGAUGGUUUAGAGGAACAACAGCAAGCCUUGUCAAUUUUGCUUGUCAAGUUCUUCAUUAUUCUUUGCAGAAAUCUGUCAAAUGUGGAAGAAAUUGGGACUUGCUCGUACAUUAAUUAUGUCAUCACCAUGACAACGCUCUAUAUUCAGCAAUUAAAAAGCAAAAAAAAAGAGAAGGAAAUGGCCGAUCAGACAUCUGUUGAAGAAUUUGUGAUCCAUGCAUUGGCAUUUUGUGAAAGCUUAUAUGAUCCAUAUCGGAAUUGGAGACAUAGAAUUUCAGGACGAAUCCUUAGUACUGUGGAAAAGAGCAGACAGAAAUAUAAACCAGCUUCUCUCACAGUGGAAUUCGUCCCUUUCUUUUAUCAAUGUUUUCAGGAAAGUGAACAUCUCAAGGAAAGUCUUAAAUGUUGCUUAUUGCAUCUUUUUGGAGCCAUUGUAGCCGGUGGGCAGAGGAAUGCUUUGCAAGCAAUUUCUCCAGCCACUAUGGAAGUUCUUAUGCGAGUUUUGGCAGAUUGUGAUUCCUGGGAGGAUGGAGAUCCUGAAGAAGUGGGUAGGAAGGCAGAACUAACUCUAAAGUGCCUUACGGAAGUGGUACAUAUCCUUCUCAGUAGCAAUUCUGAUCAGCGUCAAGUGGAAACCAGUACUAUUCUGGAGAACUAUUUUAAAUUGCUAAAUUCAGAUCAUUCAGCUUUACCUAAUCAAAGAAGGUCCAGACAGUGGGAAAACCGAUUUAUUUCUCUACAGAUGAAAAUGCUGAAUACCAUCACAGCCAUGUUAGAUUGUACAGAUAGGCCUGUUCUUCAGGCCAUUUUUCUUAACAGCAAUUGCUUUGAACAUCUCAUACGACUGCUACAGAACUGCAAGCUGUUUUUAAAUGCUAACAAUAAGGUGGCAGACAAGAACGAGAAAGACCUUGCCAACAAAUUACUGACAGAAAUGAAUGAGGACCAGGUGUUUCAGGGACAAUUGGAUUGUUUGGCCAUAUCAACCAUUCAGGCUUUGACAGCAGUAAUGAACAAAUCUCCAGCUGCUAAGGAAGUAUUUAAAGAAAGAAUUGGUUAUACACAUAUGUUUGAAGUAUUAAAAUCCCUGGGUCAGCCACCACUGGAAUUACUUAAAGAGCUUAUGAAUAUGGCUGUAGAGGGUGACCACACUUCAGUUGGGAUUUUGGGCAUUAGUAAUGUCCAACCUCUCUUGCUUCUUAUCCAGUGGCUUCCAGAACUACAAUCCCAUGACCUGCAAAUCUUCAUCUCUGAUUGGCUGAAAAGAAUUUGUUGUAUUAAUAGACAGAGUCGAACUACUUGUGUCAAUGCAAACAUGGGGAUUAGAAUCAUUGAAACCCUUGACUCGCAUUCUUCCCUCCAUCAAACUUGUGCUGAGAACUUGAUUGCAAUCCAUGGUUCCUUGGGGAGUCAGUCAGUGAGCUCAGAAGAAAUCCGUCGACUACUAAGAUUGCUUAGAGUGGAUGAAUCUGAGUCUGUUCACCCUUAUGUCACUCCUGUGACUCGAGCAAUCCUGACAAUGGCUCGAAAACUAAGUCUAGAGAGUGCCCUCCAAUAUUUUGAUUUGUCACAUAGUAUGGCAGGAAUUUCUGUGCCUCUCAUACAGAAAUGGCCGGGGUCCGCCUUUUCUUUCAGUGCUUGGUUUUGCUUAGAUCAGGAUCAAUUGACUCUUGGCAUUGCUAACAAAGGAGGGAAAAGGAAACAAUUGUACAGUUUUUUUACAGGAAGUGGCAUGGGUUUUGAAGCCUUUAUUACCCAUUCAGGGAUGUUGGUCGUGGCAGUGUGCACAAAAAGAGAAUAUGCAACGGUUAUGCUUCCUGACCACAGUUUCUGUGAUUCCCUCUGGCACAACAUAACUAUUGUCCACAUGCCUGGAAAGAGGCCCUUUGGUCAGAGCUUCAUCUAUAUCUAUGACAAUGGACAACAGAAGGUUUCUGCCCCUCUCAGAUUUCCUGCCAUGAAUGAACCCUUUACUUCCUGUUGCAUCGGUUCAGCUGGACAAAGAACCACCACUCCUCCACCAUCCCAAAUCCCAGAUCCACCUUUCUCUUCUCCUAUUACCCCUCAUCGGACAUCAUUUGGUGGAAUUCUGUCAUCAGCUUCCUGGGGAGGAACAAUUGAAAAAUCAAAAUUGAUUACCAAAUUGAUAUCAGCUGGAACCCAAGACAGUGAAUGGGGGUGUCCCACAUCUCUGGAGGGUCAGCUAGGAUCUGUUAUCAUCUUCUAUGAAGCACUACAACCUCCUCAGGUGAAGGCGUUAUAUUUAGCAGGUCCAAAUUGUUUAAGCCCUUGGAAGUGUCAAGAGUCUGACAUGGCCGACCUGCCUGGUAACAUCCUUCUUUACUACACAGCAAAGGCCUGCAAAAAUUCAAUUUGUCUUGAUUUAUCUACUAAUUGUUUACAUGGAAGAUUAACAGGAAACAAAGUAGUGAACUGGGACAUUAAGGAUAUCAUAAACUGCAUAGGCGGGUUAAAUGUACUCUUUCCUUUAUUGGAACAAAUCAGCCACUUUAGUGAAGUACAGAUUCCUGAAGAAAAGAAUGAAAGCACCGUUCCUGAAUCAGUAACACCUGUUGAAGGAGAUUGGCUCAUAUUGACUUCCACAAAGGCCUCAGAGUCAAGACUAGAGAGAAACCUAGUUGCAACAUUUAUCUUGAUUGUGAAACAUUUUAUUCAGAGACAUCCUAUCAAUCAGGACAAUCUUAUUCACUCCCAUGGAGUUGCAACUCUUGGUGCUUUACUUCAGAAGGUGCCAAGCACCUUGAUGGAUGUUAAUGUAUUGAUGGCAGUUCAGUUACUAAUUGAACAAGUAUCAUUAGAGAAAAAUAUGCAGCUCCUGCAACAAAUGUAUCAGUAUUUACUCUUUGACUUUCGUAUUUGGAACCGUGGAGAUUUUCCCUUUCGAAUUGGUCACAUACAGUAUCUUUCAACCAUCAUUAAAGACAGCAGGAGAGUUUUCCGAAAGAAGUAUGGUGUGCAGUUUCUCCUAGAUACACUUAGGAUUUAUUAUGGGAAUGGUUGUAAAUAUAAUGAACUAUCUCUAGAUGAUAUUCGAACAAUAAGGACUUCUUUGUAUGGACUAAUUAAAUAUUUUCUGUGCAAAGGUGGAUCUCAUGAAGAGAUACAAAGUAUUAUGGGGUACAUAGCUGCUACUAAUGAAGAAGAACAGCUCUUUGGAAUUUUGGAUGUACUCUUCAGUCUCCUACGUACCAGCCCAACUAGAGGUCAGCUUUUCUUACUGCUUUUUGAACCAGGAAAUGCUGACAUACUGUAUGCAUUGCUCUUAAAUCAGAAGUACUCUGACAGACUAAGAGAAAUCAUUUUUAAGAUUAUGGAACAAAUGUUGAAAUGCACGAAUGUUUAUGAGCGUAGUAAACAACAUAUUCGACUCAGAGAAGUUGGCUACUCAGGACUGGGACUCCUUCUUAAUGAAGCACUUAUUAAUACUUCUCUUAUUAAAAACCUCACCCAUCAAAUCAUAAAUACAGAUCCUGUUAUUAAUUUUAAAGAUCUACUAUCUGUGGUAUAUAUAUCUCACAAAGCACAUAUAAAUGUUAGAGUGGCCAUCUGCAGAAAGGUUUUACACAUUUUGCAGUCCCAGCCAGAUGCAGCACAUCAAAUAUCACAACAAGUUGGUUGGCAAGACACCUUAGUUAGGCUUCUUUUAAAAGCAAAAUUUGAAAACGGAAAUACUCUUCAUAAGCACAGUAGGACUAUUUUAAUGAAAGACAAUGAUAAAAAUAUGUCAACUGAAGAUACUAAGAAGAACUUUGAUGAAAAAACAGAUGAGGAAAAAAUCACCUCUUUUGCCUCAGUUGAUGUGUCUUCAGAUCAGUGGAGUUUGGAGGAUAGACACUCUUUAGACUCAAACAUACCAUUAUUUCCAGAAGAUAGCUCUGUGGGAGAAUUGUCUUUCAAAUCAGAGAAUCAAGAAGAAUUCUGGCAUAGGAACCCUUCACAUUUGAGUUUAGACCUCGGUGGAAUUGACUCAUGUGAAAUGAGUGAUAGUGGAAGUCAAGUGCCAGACAGUCUGCCUAGCACACCAUCCCCAGUAGAGUCUACUAAAUCGUUUUCUGUGCACUCUGACAAAGAAAGCAGCAUCACAAAUGAUAUUGGCUUUAGUGAUGACUUCUCUUUACUUGAAAGCCAAGAGAGAUGUGAGGAGGAGCUUCUUCAAUUACUGACACAUAUUUUGAAUUACAUAAUGUGUAAGGGACUAGAGAAGUCUGAUGAUGAUACGUGGAUUGAACGAGGACAAGUGUUUUCAGCACUGAGUAAACCAGGAAUAUCCAGUGAACUACUUCGACCAUCAGAUGAAAUAAAACUAACUUUGCUCCAAAAGAUGUUAGAAUGGGCAAUCUCAGAAAACAGAGAAGCAAAAACUAAUCCAGUAACUGCUGAAAAUGCCUUCCGACUAAUGCUGAUCAUACAGGACUUUCUUCAGUCAGAGGGACUAGUUAAUUCAAACAUGUGGACUGAGAAGCUUUUAGAGGAUAUGAUGCUGCUCUUUGACUGUCUGUCAGUCUGCUAUUCUGAAAGUCCAGUAUGGGUAAAACUCUCUCAAAUUCAGAUCCAGUUGCUUCUAGGAUUCAUUGGAAGGGGUAAUUUGCAGGUUUGUGCAAUGGCAUCAGCUAAGCUAAAUACCCUUCUUCAGACCAAAGUGAUUGAAAAUCAGGAUGAAGCGUGUUACAUUUUAGGGAAGCUGGAACAUGUUCUAAGUCAAUCAAUCAAAGAACAGACUGAAAUCUACUCGUUUCUGAUUCCCCUUGUUCGUACCCUGGUUUCCAAAAUUUAUGAGCUUCUCUUCAUGAACUUGCACCUCCCUUCUUUACCUUUUACCAAUGGUAGCUCCUCAUUUUUUGAAGAUUUUCAAGAAUAUUGUAAUUCAAAUGAAUGGCAAGUUUACAUUGAAAAAUAUAUUGUACCUUAUAUGAAGCAGUAUGAAACUCAUACAUUUUAUGAUGGUCAUGAGAACAUGGCACUUUAUUGGAAGGAUUGUUAUGAAGCUUUAAUGGUAAAUAUGCAUAAACGAGACCGGGAAGGAGGGGAAAGCAAGCUCAAAUUUCAGGAACUGUUUGUGGAGCCAUUUAAUCGAAAAGCACGCCAAGAGAACCUCAGGUAUAAUAAUACGCUUAAGCAACUUAGCAGUCAACAGUUAGCCACUCUUAGACGCUGGAAAGCAAUACAGCUCUAUCUUACAUGUGAAAGGGGACCUUGGGCUAAAAGGAAACAGAAUCCAAUUCAUUGGAAGCUAGCUAAUGUAGAGAAUUAUUCCCGCAUGAGACUUAAGCUGGUACCGAAUUAUAAUUUCAAAACCCAUGAGGAAGCUAGUGCCUUGAGAGAUAAUCUGGGUAUCCAACACUCACAGCCUUCCAGUGAUACAUUGCUUUUGGAAGCAGUGAAACAAGUAAAAGUUAGUGAUAUGGAGGAGGAUAAAUUAGACCUUCCUGAAGAGGAUAUAUCAGCUAGAGUAAAUGUUGAUGAGAAGGAAGAACAGGAUCAAAAAGAAAAAUUGGUAUUGAUGGAAGACUGUGAACUCAUUACAAUAAUUGAUGUAAUUCCUGGCAGAUUAGAAAUCACUACUCAACACAUUUACUUCUAUGAUGGCAGCAUUGAAAAAGAAGAUGGAGUAGGUUUUGAUUUCAAGUGGCCUCAUUCUCAAAUUCGAGAGAUUCACCUCCGGCGUUACAACUUAAGAAGAUCAGCCCUUGAGAUUUUUCAUGUUGACCAAUCCAACUACUUUCUCAAUUUCAAAAAAGAGGUUAGAAACAAAAUAUAUAGCAGACUAUUGUCACUUCAUUCUCCAAAUAGUUAUUAUGGAAGCAGAUCACCACAGGAGUUAUUCAAAGCAUCAGGAUUGACACAGAAAUGGGUAAACAGAGAGAUAUCAAAUUUUGACUACCUCAUUCAAAUAAAUACAAUGGCAGGACGAACCUAUAAUGACCUUGCACAGUAUCCUGUGUUUCCCUGGAUUUUACAAGAUUAUACUUCAGAAGAAUUGGACCUUAAUAACCCUGCAGUAUUUCGAGAUCUUUCCAAACCAAUUGGGGUAGUUAAUGAAAAAAAUGCCAAAGCUAUGCGAGAAAAAUAUGAAAAUUUUGAGGAUCCUAUGGGAACUAUUGAUAAGUUUCACUAUGGUACUCACUAUUCAAAUUCUGCGGGGGUCAUGCACUAUCUUAUUCGUGUAGAACCAUUCACCACUCUCCACAUCCAACUUCAGAGUGGAAGGUUUGACUGUGCAGAUCGACAGUUCCAUUCUAUUCCUGCAACCUGGCAAGCUCUCAUGGAUAAUCCAUAUGAUGUGAAAGAACUUAUUCCUGAAUUCUUCUAUUUCCCAGAGUUUUUGGAAAAUCAAAAUCAAUUUAACUUGGGUCGUCUACAAGUUUCCAGAGAAUUAGUAAAUGAUGUCAUUCUCCCCAAAUGGGCUAAAUCAGCUGAAGAUUUCAUCUAUAAACAUAGGAAAGCUUUGGAGUCUGAAUAUGUUUCAGCUCAUCUUCAUGAAUGGAUAGAUCUGAUCUUUGGCUAUAAACAGAGGGGACCAGCUGCAGUAGAGGCACUCAACGUUUUCUAUUAUUGUAGUUAUGAAGGAGCUGUGGAUCUGGAUUCCUUAACAGAUGAGAAAGAAAGAAAAGCCUUAGAAGGGAUGAUUAAUAAUUUUGGGCAAACACCUUGUCAAUUAUUAAAGGAACCACACCCUCCAAGAUUAUCAGCAGAAGAAGCAGUGCAGAAGCCGACCAAAAUAGACACUUCAACCCUAAACCUGUUUCAACACCUUCCUGAACUCAAGUCAUUUUUUAUAGAGGGGAUUAGUGAUGGUAUUCCACUAUUAAAGGCCACCGUCCCCAAAAAUCAGUAUCGUUCUUUUAUGUCUCAAGGCAGCCCUGAGUUACUGAUAACAAUAAGCAUGAAUUCUGUUAUUGGAACCCAUGGAUGGUUGCCUUAUGACAGAAACAUUUCUAAUUACUUUACAUUCAUCAAGGAUCAAACUGUGACAAAUCCAAAAACUCAACGCAGUAUGAAUGGUCCUUUUGCUCCCGGGCUAGAAGUCACUUCUAAGCUAUUUGUAGUAUCACAUGAUGCAAAGUUGCUCUUCAGCGCUGGAUACUGGGAUAAUAGCAUUCAAGUGAUGUCACUUACAAAAGGCAAAAUUAUCUCACACAUCAUCCGGCAUAUGGAUAUUGUGACUUGCUUAGCUACAGAUUACUGUGGAAUACAUUUGAUUUCUGGUUCCAGAGAUACUACAUGUAUGAUAUGGCAAAUAACACAACAGGGAGGUGUUCCUAUGGGCUUAGCAUCUAAACCUUUUCAGAUUCUUUAUGGACACACCGAUGAGGUAUUGAGUGUCGGCAUCAGCACUGAGCUAGACAUGGCAGUGUCGGGAUCAAGGGAUGGAACGGUGAUUAUACAUACCAUUCAGAAAGGUCAGUACAUGAGGACUUUACGACCACCUUGUGAAAGUUCUCUGUUCCUGACCAUUCCUAAUUUGGCUAUAUCUUGGGAAGGACAUAUUGUUAUCUACUCCAGCAUUGAAGAAAAGACCACCCUCAAGGAUAAGAAUGCAUUACAUCUGUUUUCUAUAAAUGGCAAGUAUCUAGGGUCUCAAAUCCUGAAGGAACGAGUAUCAGAUAUAUGUAUAAUUGGAGAACACAUUGUCACAGGCAGCUUACAAGGAUUCCUGUCUAUAAGAGAUCUCCACAGUUUGAAUCUCAGCAUCAACCCAUUAGCCAUGCGACUGCCUAUCCAUUGUGUUUAUGUAACCAAAGAAUGCAGCCAUAUUCUUGUAGGUUUAGAAGACGGCAAAUUGAUUGUAGUGGGUGUUGGCAAGCCUGCUGAGAUGCGUUCAGGUCAGCUUUCUCGAAAAUUGUGGGGAUCAAGCAAGCGGCUCAGCCAGAUUUCAGCUGGAGAAACUGAAUAUAAUACUCAAGAUUCCAAGUGACUGUUACUUCAUUUUUCUGUUACGGUUACUGAAACCUGAUUUAUUGCUUUGUCGCUUUAACCACAUCUCUCAACUCUCUGCAAUGUUGCAAGGCUUUUAUCCCUGAAAAUCAUUUACAGAUAACCACAAUUUGCUGUGGUAUAUAAACUAAUUAUUGGUCUAUACUAAGAUGUAUUUGAGAAAAUACAUUUGAUUUGAUUUAGUGGCCCAUUCCUAAAGGUCAUUGUAUCCAUUUUUAAAACAAACCUAAAAUGAGAAAAUUAGGUUUAAUUUGUUUGUUAUUCCAAAUGAUAAAAUUUAAGAUUUUUCUAAUAAAAGAGUACAGAUAAUGGGACAGUUGAGAGAGAUGGCUUUAAAUACAUUCUUAAGUAAUCAUUUUCCUAUUUACUGACCACUGUAAUGAAAACAUAUCAAUUUAUUUGUGGAACUCCUGAUUGGGGAUAAUAUUUUAAAGGUAUCUGUUGCACACUUGGAUUUUCAAAACUCAGUAAAAGUUACAGGUUUGCAUGGUGAGACUAAAAUAAGAAUAUUGAAACUGGUACAUUAGCUAAUUCUACUACUACUAGCAUGUUACUAAUGAGAAGUUACUGAAUUCUAUUAUUGUCCUUAAAUAAUAAAAAUUGAGUAGAAAAAAGUGGAACUAGAGAUAUAUUUUACAGAUGUAUUUCCUUAAUGAUAUAAUUAAGCAAAAGUGCUAAUUGUGAUUUUGACAGUUGGGUCUUUUAAGUAGCAUUUGCAACACAAUUUACAUUUGCAAAGUUCAAAAUUUCUUGACUCUUUCUUCACCAAGCAAAUAAUACCCAAAUAUGUUGAAUUUUCACUUAGAAUAUCUGUGUGAUUGAUGAAUGAAUUGAAAAGAUAUGCAUAACUUAAAAUAAUCAUUUAUAUAUAGUAAUUUAAAAUUUUCUAUUUCAUGUUUUAUGAUUAUAGCUAAUUUUAUUAUGUAAUGUUAAAUGUUAAGUUGUGCUUGAUUAUUAAGAUCUUAAAGUAAAAGUCUGAUUAAUUUGGAAUUCAAAGACAUUGUUAAACUUAGAUUUUUUGUAAGGUUAUCUUUUGAGUUGGGUCAGAGAGCUUUUACAACUACCAGUGUUAAUAAUCUGAGAUUUCAUGUGUUUGGGAGAACUUGUGAAUCCCUCUGAAACUGUGCAGAGAUUUUGUAUGUUAAAUGCAUUUUCAGGAAGGAAUGGUUACAUGGCUUUCUUUAAAGGGAUCUGUGACCAGUAAUAAUAAUAUUUUUUGUUCCACAAAUCAUAGAUGUCCUUAUAUCCAACUGUCUUCUCAGUUGAAUUUUAAGAGAAAUUUUUCCUUUGCAAUUUCGCUUUCCUGUUGACCACAGUAUCCAGUGCCCUUUUCUUUAUAAUCUUUUGAGUGAGUAAAAAAAUUUAAGAAAUAAAGGAUUCUGUUUAGGGAAACUUUUGAGUAGAUUUGAUUUGAUUUGAGUCAGGGCUAAUAAAAAGCUAUAGAAGAAUUUUCUUUCCAAUAAGUAAAAAUCCUCUGUUUUAUUAAGGAAAAAAUACCUAUGUUUUAGGUAAAAAAAAAAACUCUGAAAUAAACUGGUACAACAAUUUUAAAAUAGAA